AUGUACAAAGCCCUCCUCGACAAUGAAAUCGUCUCCGGUGUCCUCUCAACGCUCGACAACAAAGACAUCUCCGCCUUUUUGAACGACCCAAGUCAUGCUAAAACACGUUCAGUUGCCCUUGUUUCAUUUUGCACUGUUAUUGCUGCCUAUGCGCUUUCUCGCUCUCGAUCGCAUUCGAAAAACAAAGAUACGCCGAUGGUGCCAUAUACAUUCCCACUGAUAGGAUCUUCAAGAGAGUAUCGCAAAGACCCAGAAGCUUUCAUUAAAAAGUGGUCAAGCGAACUAGGGGAUGUGUAUAAAGUACAUCUUUUUGGAAGGAUACAAACGGUGGUCUCUGGCAAACACGUGUAUUGUCUUCAGAAGGAUUUUGAUUUUCAGCAAGGAAUGAGCAAGACCUUUGAUAUUUGGCUAUUGCUUGAUGCGCCAUUAGGAGGAAGGUUUACUUUAGACAUGAUCCGCCAUGCGACUAUCAAGUUUACCAGAACAAAGAUGCUGGAUAAUACUCCAUGUGUUGUGAAGCAACUGAUCGCUGCAGAACAUGAGAUGAUAGGAGAUGCCCAAACACCAUCGGAAAUAGCGAACUUGUACCCUUUAAUGGAGCAUUUGCUGGCUAUCGCAAGUGCAACCAAUUUUGUUGGUCCUGGGCUUACCAAGGAUAAAGACUUACUCGAAACGUACAAGCAUCUUGCAGUUGAUGUUGGAUCCGAGUUAGGCGAUGGUAAUGAAUUCCUUGAGGCGUUUCCAUGGAUUUCCCGUUUGCGGAUGUGGUAUCUCGGUAAACAUGGCAACUCGGUGGACAAGCAUAGAAAGCGAUUGCUUCGUGCAAUCAAACCUAUUAUUGAUGAGAGAUUAGCAGCCGCUGAAACUGGAAAAGAGAAUCCGCAAGAUUUUAUUCAAGAUAUCAUUGAAGAAAGCGAAAUUACAUCCAGCGACCCUGACAAAUACAUUAUAGCUGUGAGAUGGAUCUUGGUAAUGAUUGCUUCAGCGGGUCAUACAACUACCGAAAAUACGACUAUUAUCCUUUAUCGCAUCUUGCAACAUCCAGAAGUGAUUGAUGAGCUGCUACAAGAGCAGAGACAAGUAUUGGAGAAGCAUCAUGGUGCCGACGUUAAUGAUGCUGAAGAUUUGGCUACGCUAUUCACUGGUGAAGUAAUCAAGGACCUUGUCAAGCUUGAUAGCGUGUGUCGUGAAGCCAUGCGACUACGCAGCUUCUACAUUGAUCUACCACAUACGUAUGUUGGGAAGUCGCCUCUCGCUUUAACAAACACGUGCACCAUUAAUCCAGGAGAAGAUGUGUUGCUUAACAUGUGGUUGAACCAUAACCGUACAUCGAUGCAAAAUGAUGGAUUGGGUGACUAUGACAAGUUUAAACCUUUCCGCUUUGUUGGCAUUGAUCGUUCAUCAACCAAGCUUGGAGGAGAUUUCUUGCUUUUUGGUUUAGGAACCCACGCCUGCCCUGGACGUUGGUUUGCAAUGCACCAAACAAAGACAAUCCUAUCUAUGCUCCUCCGACGCUACCAAAUUACCCCACAAGAAACGAUCGUCUUCCCCGUAGGCAAUCGAAGCCAUAUUCCAACGGGCAAAGUCACCUUUCAAAAGAGACAAUAA
This is a messenger RNA of Lichtheimia ornata, 1608 nucleotides long. RefSeq lists its product as uncharacterized. Bases 1 to 1608 code for a protein of 535 amino acids. The transcript is spliced from 9 exons. Lineage: Eukaryota; Fungi; Mucoromycota; Mucoromycetes; Mucorales; Lichtheimiaceae. Gene Ontology annotation, molecular function: oxidoreductase activity, acting on paired donors, with incorporation or reduction of molecular oxygen; iron ion binding; heme binding. The record is from RefSeq and is a predicted model, not a curated record.